Klebsormidium nitens is the source of this 1110-nucleotide messenger RNA. The record is from the annotation of a GenBank genome assembly. Lineage: Eukaryota; Viridiplantae; Streptophyta; Klebsormidiophyceae; Klebsormidiales; Klebsormidiaceae.
AUGGCGCUGAUCCCUCCUCACCCAUGGGUUCAUGCAGUCGUGGCCAUCAUUGGCACCCUCGUGUGCCUCUACUCUUUCCUAGGCAGGCUUUGGAAGGGCACAUUUCUUACCUCGGAGGUGAUGGCUGCGACAGCGGUUGGAGUCAUCAUCGGUCCUGCCGCUGCCAGGAUCAUAGAUCCUCAAACGCAGCUUUCCAGACAUACAUUGUAUGGGAUCGUUGAGGCGUUCUCAGCCUCCGUUCUGGCUGUCCAGUCAGUCUCCAUCGCCCUCUCUCUGCCCCAGUGUUACUACGAGCGCAACUGGCGCUCAGUGCUCAUCUUAGUGGGGCCCCUCAUGCUAGUUACCUGGGCCAUCUCAUUUGGAUUGGCCGUGGCGCUGUUUGUGGGGCGAUUAGGUGUCCUGAAUUGUCUACUCAUUGGGGCCACUUUGACGCCGACUGAUCCAAUCCUGGCCAGCACGAUCGUGGAGGGCCGAUCCGCUGAGACAUACAUCCCAGAGGAGCUGCGCAACAUUCUGCAGGCGGAGAGCGCGCUCAACGAUGGGGCCGCAUAUCCACAUGUUGCCCUCGCCGUGCUUCUUCUCGAUCCUGACUUUUCAAAGGGGGAGGCGAUCGCACGCUGGUUCUACAAGGGGUGGGCUUAUGACAUGUUUCUGGGCAUCGCCAUGGGCGCUGCGUACGGCUUCUGCUGCCGCCUGCUCAACAUCCUCGGCCGCCGCUACAAGCUGGUCGAGCGGCAAUCGUUCCUGGCGCACGUGUUCGGUAUGGCCCUCGGGGUCGUGGGGACAGUCACGCUGGUCGGCUCGGAAGGCGUCCUAGCCAGCACCGUCGCGGGUAUCGCCUUCACCGCGCGUGAACCCGCCGAAGAAGCGGAAAAGUACGAGGCGCGCGCCGGCAUCGAAGCAAUCAUCGUGAUGACGUAUUUUGUCUUCUUCGGCGCGAUCCUGCCCUAUAAGCGAUGGGACGAGAUCGGCGUGUGGCGGCUAUCGCUCUUUAGCCUGGCGGUAAUCUUCCUACGGCGGAUGCCCGCAGUGAUUCUGCUGAGCCCCUGGAUUCCGGCGCUGGACCCCCACGAGGACUUCAGGGUGACGCUCACCAACGUCAGCGGGUGA